CAGCUGCCGGCGAGGAGGCCCCUCAUCGUCCUGCGCGAGAGGCUACAUGGGCACCCAGGCCGCCGGCCCGUGGAGAGGCGCCCUGCCUCGUCUCCAGGUGCGGACCUGGAUCGAGCCCGUGGUGGCCUCGACCCAGCUGGCCGUUGCCCUGUUCGAUCCAGGGCUGCUCCUGGUGGUGAAAGAGUCCUACGGAGCCAGCCCAGGGGCAUCUUCCUCCAACCACAGCGCCAGCCCGUCCCCCCGGGGGUCUCCGGAGGAGGACCAGCAGCAGAAAGACAUCUCCAACUUCUACAUCACCUACAACCUGGUGGCGGGCUUGACGCCCCUGCUGUCCGCCUACGGGCUGGGCUGGCUGAGUGACCGCUACCACCGCAAGAUCUCCAUCUGCGUGUCCCUGCUGGGCUCCCUGCUCUUCCGCCUCGGGCUGCUGCUCAAGGUGCUGCUGAACUGGCCGGUGGAGAUGCUGUAUGGAGCAGCAGCGAUCGGCGGGCUGUGUGGUGGCUUCUCGGCCUACUGGUCGGGGAUCAUGGCCUUGGGGUCCCUGGGCUCCUCCGAGGGCCGCCGUUCUGUGCGUCUCAUCCUCCUCGAUUUGAUCUAUGGCUUGGCUGGCUUCUGCGGGAGCAUGGUGUCGGGGCAUCUCUUCCAGCAGAUGACUGGGGACUCUAGGCAUGGCCUGGUGCUGACCGCCUGCAGCGUGAGCUGCUCAGCUUUUGCCCUUUUCUACAGCCUCUUCGUGCUGAAGGUUCCUGUGUCGUUGGCCAGGACCAGCAAAGCACUGCCCUCGGUAGAUUCUGUGUCUGGCACGGUUGGCACAUACCGCACCCUGGAUCCCGAUCAGCCUGACAAGCAGAGUGUGGCAGGGCGCCUUCCAUCUCCCAGCAAAGCAAAGCCCCAAAAAACUGUCAUUGUCCUGCUCUUUGUGGGUGCCAUCAUAUAUGACCUGGCAGUGGUGGGCACGGUGGAUGUGAUGCCUCUUUUUGUGCUGAGAGCGCCUCUCCACUGGAACCAGGUUCAGCUGGGCUAUGGCAUGGCUGCAGGGUACACCAUCUUCAUCACCAGCUUCCUGGGCGUGCUGGUCUUCUCCCGCUGCUUCCGGGACACCACCAUGAUCAUGAUUGGGAUGGUCUCCUUUGGGUCCGGAGCACUCCUCUUGGCUUUUGUGAAAGAGACAUACAUGUUCUACAUUGCUCGGGCUGUCAUGCUGUUUGCCCUCAUCCCCAUCACAACCAUCCGAUCAGCAAUCUCCAAACUCAUCAAGGGCUCCUCCUACGGAAAGGUGUUCGUCAUCCUGCAGCUGUCCCUGGCUCUGACAUCCGUGGUGACAUCCACGGUGUUUAACCAGAUCUAUCAGCACACCAUGGAAAAGUUUGUGGGCACCUGCUUUGUUCUCUCCUCCGUUCUUUCCUUCAUUGCCAUCCUCCCGAUUGGCAUCGUGGCCUAUAUACAAGCCUCGUGGUCGCAGUAUGGAGACAUCAUAGAGCAAUGAAGGUGCUGACCUGGAGCACUGGACAUACCAGCACCGGCCAGGCCCUGAGAAGACAGAGGAAGGAGCCAGGAACUGGUGACCAAACUACCCCACUGCCCAAGAAACCUGAGUCGCAGAGUCCACCUACUGUGACUCCGGGGUCUCAGGGGGUUGGGGAACAGCACUUUCAAGGUGAUGAAAGAACCUUCUCUGCUUUCAGAGGCCCUGUUAGGUAGAGACUAGGUUUUGCAAACAUUAGCGCAUGAACUCAAGGGUGACAAUCAGGUUAUACAUGCAGCCGCAUUUGUCACUGGAAGGGGUUUCAGCAGCAGCCCCUCUUCUUCCAGGAGCUCUCUCUGAGGGCACCAAGGCGUGGCUAACUAGUCACCAGGGGCCGUGCUAGGCCUCCCUGUGGGAGAACCACACUGCUUUCAGGAGAAAACCCAGAGGUCUGACCGUGGACCACAAGGCCCUACUGUACCAUCUCCCUUCCCACCCUCUCCAAACCAAAGCCCACGUUUUCAACAGCCCAAGGGGAUGUUUUGAAAGAACUGCCAACACUGAACAUCAGCCAUAAUUUUUACAUUAAAAUAAAACCUUGAAGGAAAAAAAGCUAGUUUCCUUUCCCGAGCCGUUGUAGGGGACACGCAGGAGAGUUAGGAGCUCAGACUCUUGGCCUCAGGGCUAAUUUUUGUUGUUUUUAAAAAGCAAAUACCAUAGACUUUAUUCAAUGGAAGAUUAAAGUGGGUGUUGUAAAGGGAAGCGGGGAGGAGAGAUGUUAAGAGCCAUUUUAUUUUGCAGUACUUAUUUUUACAGCCUCUUGUACUUAUAUAUAGAAAAGCAGAUUCACUUCUUAAUAAAACCAACAUUCGGGCCUCCCCGGUGGCGCGCAGCGGU
Molecule: messenger RNA, 2362 nt
Organism: Talpa occidentalis (Iberian mole)
Lineage: Eukaryota; Metazoa; Chordata; Mammalia; Eulipotyphla; Talpidae
Gene: SLC46A2
Product: solute carrier family 46 member 2
Exons: 4
Coding region: 47-1486 (479 amino acids)
Biological process (GO): transmembrane transport
Cellular component (GO): membrane
Molecular function (GO): transmembrane transporter activity
Source: RefSeq, a predicted model, not a curated record